Molecule: messenger RNA, 1488 nt
Organism: Heterobasidion irregulare TC 32-1
Lineage: Eukaryota; Fungi; Basidiomycota; Agaricomycetes; Russulales; Bondarzewiaceae
Exons: 6
Coding region: 252-1289 (345 amino acids)
Biological process (GO): protein folding
Cellular component (GO): endoplasmic reticulum membrane
Source: RefSeq, a predicted model, not a curated record
AGUCAACCAGGUCGAGCACGGGUGUGCAGAUAGUUGAAGAGGAUGCGUGACUGAAAGUCACUUUUUGUGACACCUGGUUGUCGCUGCGUGGAAAGAGCUCCAAAUCCGCAUCGUCGACAUUUCUUUCUAGCAAAGUCUCGGGCAUUGAGCCCCACGACCGUCACGCUGUUCUCCUCACUACCUCUCACCACCCCCUGAUACCUCUCACUCGUUCUCUUCUCAGCCUUUUCUUUCUAUACCGCUCGGCCGCCAUGGGCGUCCAAUUCGGCUCCUUCAACAGCAUCUGCCAGACUGCUGCGCUCGUCAUUUGCCCACUCGUGGGCACCGAUCAAGGCAUCGAGCCCACGUGUUACAGUAGAAAUGUGGACAUUGCAGGCACCUUGAUUUUCCAACCCUCGACAUGUUUUGUUCAUAUCGUUGCAAUUAUAAUGACCGCGAUAAUGAUCUAUCACAUACGUAGUAAAUACACAGCAGUUGGCAGGAAGGAGAUCGUCAUGUUCUUCUACCUCUACGCCGUCAUCGAACUGUUGGCAAUCUUCCUCGACUCGAACAUCAUACCCACUGCAAACGUUAGCUAUCCGUGGUUUGCUGCUGUCUACACAGGCUUCGUAGCCGCGGCGUAUUGUUGUCUUCUUAUCAAUGGGUUCGUAGGCUUCCAGUUCGCAGAGGAUGGCACGCCUCUGUCGUUAUGGUUACUUCGUAUUGCCUGCCUGGUUGUAUUCGCCGUCUCGUUCUUCGUCUCUAUCGCCACCUUCAAGAAGUUUGCUAGUUUCAAUUACACGAAGCCGAUCGGCCUGUGGAUCAUUUACAUCCUCUGGCCGCUCAUUUGCACUGCCGUUUACGUUGUGUCUCAACUCGUUCUCGUCUUCCGCACGCUCGAGGACCGAUGGCCGAUCGGUGAUAUCAUCUUCGGGGCUGCCUUCUUCACCAUUGCGCAAAUUCUCCUCUUCGCGUUCAGCGUGACGAUAUGUGACGCCAUCAAGCACUACAUCGAUGGCCUGUUCUUUUUCACGCUGUGCAUGCUCUUGAGCGUCAUGAUGGUUUAUAAGUACUGGGACAGCAUUACGCGCGAGGAUCUCGAAUUUUCUGUCGGCUCCAAGGCUACUGUGUGGGAAGUCAAGGAUCCUCUCCUUGCCGGCCAGAACUCUGAGAGAGAUUUCGAAGAGGACACAGCGAGCAACUACCAUGGAGCCCCCGCUAGCCUUGUCGGUGGCGUUAGCGGACAGCAGUUAUACUCGAAGGGAGGAUAUGGUGGGCGCGGGUACCCACCAUCGUCUGAGCGAUACUGAGUGGCUUUGAGAGCACAUCAUGGACUCCUCUGGCCAUCUUUUCUUUGCCCUUUCUACGUCGCACAAUAAUUUGUUCUGGUAUGGACUGCAGUAAUUGGUGGCUUGCAUGAUGGCUCCGACGUACUAUUUCUUGAAACAUUUCAUGACAAUUCGUGUAGAAUGCGCAGCGUUGAACAAUAUCAUACCCUCCUCGGCCUCU